AUUAAGUUAACAUGCUAGCUAGGCUCACUGGUCUGGUGAUUUUGUGUGUGGCUUUAAUCGUACGUCGCAUGUACGAUUAAAGCCCCCCCCCCUCCGAACCUAACGUUUAUUCAAUCAGCAGGAAUCGGAAUUUAAACCGUUUUGCGACUAAAACUACAUGAAGCGGACACAAUGGAGACAGUGGCAGCCCAUCUCUGUGAAAAAUGUGGAGAAAGCUUCUCAGAAAUUAGCAUGUAUGGCUCUCACAGCUGUUCAAAGAACUUGACUAACAUGAAAUGCAAUAAAGGACAGUUAGAGAAUUACAACUGUCCUUUGUGCAAUGAGUGCUUUUCCAAGCCGGGAGCACUGAAGCAACAUUUUCGGAUUCAUGGUGGAGACCUUGAGCUGAAAGGUCCUUUCUCUUGCACCGAGCAAGGUUGCCAGUUCUCCAGCCCAGACCGGCAGGAAUAUCAAGCACACCUGACAUCCACACAUGGCAUCACUCUUGUUCACUGCACCUACCGGUCCUGCAAAUUGGCCUUUUACACACAACGUGAGAAGGAGGGUCAUUGGCGCAACCAUUUUCCCUUCCAUUGCCCUCGGUGUCACUUUGUAACUCUUAAAGCAAAACAACUGAGUGACCACUAUUUGGAGCAUGACAUUUCCACUGACCCUCAUGUUAAAGAGAUGGUCCCCACAACAUUAUGCCUUGAAGGGAGCAGCCAGUCUUUGACCUCUGGGAGACCAAGGAGGAAACAGAGACCCAACCCAGCAUAUGGGUUAUUAUCAACAGAAGAAAAAGGUGAAGUAGAAACUGAGGAACAUGAGCAGAAAGUGAAAAGAGCAAAAAUGGAGAUGGGAAAAGACACAUCAACGGUUACAGAUGGUGCUGUCCCACUCUCAACUAAAGAUUACCUCGUGGAGGGCACAGAGCACAUCUAUCGCACCAACACCUGCCCUAAGUGUCGGCGCUGCUUCAAGAUGCGCUCUCACCUGCAAGAGCACCUCCACCUGCAUUUUCCCGACCCCAAUCUCCAGUGCCCAACCUGCAAGCACUAUUUUACCAGCAAAAGCAAACUGCGCAUUCAUAUGCUCCGUGAGGUGGGCCAAAAAGUCCACCACUGCCAUCUGUGUGACUAUUCAGCUGUGGAACGGAACGCAAUCCGCCGCCACCUCAUCAGCACACAUGCUGAUGAGGCAGGAAAUGAUAUAAACUCUCAUGUCUACCCCUGCCCCACCUGUGGUCAGAGCUUUUGCCAGAGCAGGUCCCUUAAGGCCCAUAUGAAGACACACAACAUCCUACUGGAAGAGAAGCCUGUGGCCUGCUUCCAUGAGGGCUGUUCUUUUCAGAGUUCUCUGCGAAAAGUGCUGCUUAAGCAUACAACAAAAAUGCAUGGGGUAAAAGCAGUGGAAUGUCGUCAUCACGCCUGUAAUGCAAUUUUCCGGAGUGAGAAGGACAUGGAGGAUCAUCAUCGGCUGCACCUAGCCUACCACUGUCCCCAGUGCGAAUUUUCCUGCUCCAACAAGACAAUCUACCUCCAGCACCAGCGGCAAGGACACCCAGGGAAUGAGGAGAUUAGCUGUGGUUUUUGCUCCUUUGUCACAUUUAACCCGGUGGAGCUUGAGCAACACAUUGGACAUUUACAUGCCAAUGAGAAGAUCCAUCACUGUCCACAGUGCAACUAUGUGACCUCACACAAGCGUGGAUUGAAACGGCAUAUGUUAUUGCACAGUGGUGAGAAGCCCCACAAGUGUAGCCUGUGUGACUUCAGGUGCCGAGAUGAAUCAUACCUUUCUAAACAUAUGCUCACACACUCAGAUGACAAGAACUUCAUGUGCUCUGAAUGUGGUUACAUCACCAAAUGGAAGCACUACUUGAACGUGCAUAUGCGCAAACAUGCAGGAGACCUCAGGUAUCAGUGUGACCAGUGUCCAUACCGUUGUCAUCGCAUGGACCAGCUCAACAGCCACAAAUUACGACAUCAAGCCAAAUCCCUCAUGUGUGAGGUCUGUGCUUAUGCGUGCAAGCGCAAAUAUGAACUUCGCAAUCACAUGCUCACCAAGCACUCUGGGGAAGAGAAACAGCCAGCUGUUUAUGAUUGCAAAUACUGCACAUACACCACCUGCUACCGCCAAGCCCUUCAGAACCAUGAGAACUGCAAACACACCAAACUGAAGGAGUUCCGUUGUGCCCUCUGCCUCUAUUCCUCUUUCAGUACCAUCAGCCUCUUCCUGCACAAGAGAAAAGUUCAUGGAUAUGUGCCUGGGGACAAAGAAUGGCUGGAAAACUAUUCUGCAAAGGAGAAGGAGAGGAAUGCCAUUGAAUUCAUGCAGGAUUUUUACAAAAAACCCUCAACAGCUGAUGGGCAGUCUGAACAAUCAGCAACAAGGGCUCCACCAUCUCAAAGUACCAAAAACCAAAGCGAACAAAAGGAGCUCACUUGCUUAGUUGGUCAAAAUGCCAACCAAGAGACUGUAGCUGUUUCACAAUCUUUGGACACUGCAAACAUUAAUGAUUGUGUUCCUCAAGUUGUGACCAACAAUAAUAUUUCAGUUUGUGCUCCAUCUGUAAAAUAUCCUGAGGAGUACUGUACUCUUGUUUUGACCACAUUAUCAACCACAGAAUAUGAGACUACUGUUAUACAAAGGGAGGCAGAAAGUUGUCAAUCCCUAGAAACACUUGGUCUUGGUCAAAACACAUCACAAGAAAAGCCAGACAGUGCCAUAAGCACAGUAGAGGAAGACAGUGUAGCUUUUGAAGAUUGUGACAGUGGCCAAAGUGAUUUAGAUAACGGUGAUGGUCAGGAGAAUAAUACAAGUCAGCCAGCUGAGCCUGCAGAGAAUCAGACUCAAAAAUAUCAGGUAGAGGACACUGGUGACAUCAUCAAUAAUUCCUCUUUCACAUCUGGGCAAAAUGAGCAGCAUUUGGAGUCUGAGAAACGCUUGAAGACAAUGAAGAAGCAUGACCGAGACCAAGCAGAGGCUAUGGUUUUGGAAGGACGUGUGCAAAUGCUUGUGGUACAGAGCAAGGAUAUUUAUCGCUGUGACAAGUGCUCUUACGUUAGUCGUAAGGAGACAGCCCUUAAGUUCCACUGCCAAUCACUGUGCCAAGGACGGCUAAAGGGACACAAGUGCCAAGCUUGUGGGGCAAAAUUCAGACAGAGGCGUGGCCUUGAUACCCACAUCCUGAAGAAGUGCCCAGCACGUCAGCAAAAGACCAGGACACCUGUAGGCAUGUCAACAUUAGGUCGAGCAACAGAAGAAGGUUCUCCUCAAGGCCAGCAUGGUUCCAAACAACCCGAGGAGAGACCAAGUGUGGAUCGUACAGAGCUGCCUUCUUUAGAUGACAGAAAUAGCAGAGAUACAGAAUACCUGCAAUCACAUCAACACAAAGAGAUAUCAAUCACAUCUCCCUUAAAAACUUGCAAAGGCGAUGAUGAGAAAACAGGUAGCUCUAGUGAAUCAAAAAACGAGAAAAGUAAAAUUGUUCUGAUAAACAAGCAUUUGAGGGUAAAACUUGUUAAAAAACGAACAUGUAACAAGGACAGAACUGGUGCAUGGAGUAGUAAGAACUUAUACACUAAAAAGGAUGGAAAAUUUAAAUGCAGGUUCUGUAAUUUUUCAUCAGUCAAGCUUUCAACAGUUGAACGCCACUGCUCAGCUUGUAGAAAAGCCUCUGCAAGAAAUAAGAAUCAAAUUCUUUCAAAAAUGAAUGAUUACAGUGAUGAGGCACUCGCAGGAAGAGAAAACCAGGUGAACAUGGACACCGAAAUUCCCACCCAAGUUCCUAUGAAAAGUCAAAUCCUCUCUUGUUCCAGAUGUCCAUUCAAGUGCAGUCAGAAAAGAGCACUGGACAGACAUGAGAAGCAAGGCUGUCUCAAGCCAAACGAAGUCCAGUGCCAACAGUGUUCAUUUGUAGCCAAGUCUCAGACUUCACUGACAAAUCAUGUUUCAUAUGUCCAUGAUAAAACGAAGUCUGGUGUUGCCAAAUCUAAAUGCUUGCAUUGUGAGCACUGCACCUUCACUUGCAAGCAAGAACGAUGUAUGGUGCAACAUGUCGCACUUAAACACAAAGGUGCAAGACCCCACCAUUGCCAUUACUGCCCUUUCAGCACCACACGACGCUAUCGAUUGGAAGAGCAUGAGUCUCUCCACACUGGUGUCGGCCGUCACAGCUGCAGCGAGUGUAACAAGACCUUUGGGACACUGACCAAACUUCGUCAGCACAAGGCACGUGUCCAUGAAAGACAACCAUCUCAUUUCUGUUCCCUCUGUGACUUUAGCAGCUACACUCUAGAUGAUAUUAGGCGCCACAAUUUCAGAUGUCACUCUGGGGAGUUACAGCAUACCUGCGCUCAUUGCGAAGCUCGCUUCAGUUCAGAUGCUGCGCUAAGAAAUCACUGUAAACGCAUGCACCAGCUCCAGGACUGUUUCUCCUGCCAACAGUGUGACUAUUCAUGUGGCACUAAAACUGCACUAAAGACCCACCAGCAGAAGCACCCUCCUCUAAAGUGUGGCACCUGCCAGGAGUCCUUUGAUACAAAGGAGAGCCUGAAGAUACACCAGAGAAUACACUUAUCCCAUCAAUGCCAUUUGUGCCCCUUCGCAACUAAAACAAGGCAGGGAUUGGCUCAACACCUACUGGAUGAACAUGAAGAUGGGCCCUCGGAGGACAAGCCUCUGAAGUGCAGCAACUGUGAGUUUUCCUGUCAGCAUCAUCUGGUGUUAGAGCAGCACCUCCGUUCGCAUGGCGGCAAACGCCUUUACAAGUGUACAGACUGUAAAUAUUCGACCCGGAACAAGCAGAAAAUCACAUGGCACGUUCGCAUACACACUGGGGAGAAGCCUUACAGCUGUGAGCAGUGCAGUUACACCUGCACCGAUCCCUCCCGACUGAAGUUUCACAUGAGAGUUCACCAAGAGGAGAAAAAGUACCUGUGUCCAGAUUGUGGUUAUAAGUGCAAAUGGGCGACUCAACUGAAGUACCACAUGACCAAACAUACAGGGGAGAAGCCGUACACUUGCAAGGACUGUGACUACCGUACCAACAGAGCCGAUGCCCUCCGUGCCCACCGAGACACACAGCACUGUGACGUGCGCUCAUACAUCUGCGAGAAAUGCGGUAAGGCCUUCAAGACUAGGUUCAUACUGAAGACCCACCAACGGCAACACAGUGAUGAUCGGGCAUACACAUGUGGGCUGUGCCACAAGGCCUUCCGGUGGCCAGCAGGUCUCCGACACCACUACCUUUCGCACACCAAGCAGCAACCCUUCUGCUGCUGUCACUGCCCCUACAGAGCCAAACAGAAGUUCCAGGUUGUGAAGCAUUUGCAGAGGCACCACCCAGAGGUGUCGGUCGAGCAGGGGGUGGUGAGGAGUUCUGAGGCAGUUAGCCUUACCCUUAAGGAAGCCUUGCAAGGAACGCUGGAUGGCAGGGUAGUAGAGGUAAGCGAGGAGAACGGGCAGGAUGAGGUAGCAGAAGCAGUAGAACCCAAGGAAGUACAGGAAGAGUCAGUACAAAAGAGCACAGCGUGA
Molecule: messenger RNA, 5514 nt
Organism: Lampris incognitus (smalleye Pacific opah)
Lineage: Eukaryota; Metazoa; Chordata; Actinopteri; Lampriformes; Lampridae
Gene: znf142
Product: zinc finger protein 142
Exons: 8
Coding region: 172-5514 (1780 amino acids)
Biological process (GO): regulation of gene expression
Cellular component (GO): nucleus
Source: RefSeq, a predicted model, not a curated record